AUGGGAGCUGUAGUUUAAACAGGCCGUGCCACUGCCAGCUGUCUGACGUCUAGAGGAGCAUUAUACAUGAGGAUCUCUGCAGAGGGAAGUCCAUCAUAGACAUGAAAAUAGAAGCCAGGCGUGUUUGAGGUUUUGGAAACAUGUCCAAGAAAAGGGGCAGGAAGCGCAGCAGCGGCGAGCUGAGCGACAGUCUCACCCCAGAUCCCAACAACCUGCUGGGCCGACGGAUCCAGCACAGCUGGAGGGAGAAGGGCGCGCUGACCAAGUGGAAGGGCACCGUGCUGGACCGCCUCAGCGUCAACUCCUCCCUGUUCAUGGUCAAGUACGACGGCUUUGACUGUGUCUAUGGCAUCGAGCUCUUUAAGGACGAGAGAGUGUCUAACCUGCAAGUUCUCACAGAGAAAGUGGUGAACAACAAGAUCAAGGUUCCUCAUGACGCAGAGGAGCUGGUGGGAAAAGCGGUGGAGCAUCUGUUUGAGAAGGAGGACGGAGAGAAGAACGAGUGGAGGGGGAUGGUCCUGUCCCGAGCGCCCAUCAUGACCAACUGGUACUACAUCACAUACGAGAAGGACCCCGUGCUCUACAUGUACCAGCUCUGGGACGACUACAAAGACGGGUCGUUCCACCACUUUGUUUCCACAGAGAAUAAACACCUGCUGCCUGCAGACAGGAAGCCCGGUGAGGAAACAGAGAGCCUUGUGGGUAAGCAGGUGGAGUAUGUGACGGAUAAAGGGGUGAAGAGAACAGGCCUCGUCAUCUACCAAGUUCCCGCCAAGCCGUCUGUCUACUACAUCAAAUAUGAUGAUGAUUUCCACAUCCACGUGUAUGACCUGGUCAAGACCACCUAAAAAACCACAGACAAAACAAAGAAACCCACAGCGCUUCACCUCUUCAUAGCUUAAGCAUCAUCGCCUCUCAUUGUACAGUCUGCCAUGCCUCGCCGUGAAUGGCUGGCCGCGGAGGUGCUGUAUGAAGCGUCCGUGUACAGGGUUUGUUAUUUUGUGUUGAUGUCACAGCUUAGGGAGACGAUUUUUACAAUUGUCAUAUCAAAACAGUGUAUUUAUACGUGUGCGUUGGGCAUCAUUUGGUAUGUUUAUAAUCUCAUGGACUAGCUUUCAUUCACCCGUAAACCAUGGAGAAGGUUGCAUUUUCAUAUGUACGAAUGUUCAAGGAGUUUUGAAUUGUAAAUAGUUCUGACCGCAGGUAAAAAAAAAGUCACGUCAGAGUGACAUUUGAUUACAGAUCGUGCAGCGAGACUUUCUAACUGACCUAUUUAUUGAACUAAUGCGCUUCCUAACCCAGAAUUGCUGUUAAAACCUUUGAGUUGGUAUUAUGCGACGCAUAUUGUGGCUUUUAGUUGCGUUUUCCCCCAAAUCAGAUCACAUCUGCAGUGAAACAAAUGAGCGCCAUUAAAGAGGGUUGCCCGUUUUGUCCUGUAUGAAAUAAUUCAUGCUUUAUUAUUUGUUUUGUUGUUAAACAGCAGAAGAGCACUUGCAUCUGAACACCAAACCAACCAAACUAAAGCUACAAUUUUGAAUGUCAAGCAUAGCAAAAAUGAAAACUAUUAUUGCAAACUACAAACAUCAUAACAUCUGCCUUACUGUGAAAUAAAUUGGUCUUAAAUUAUUAUUUUUAUUAAAUUCAUUAUAUUCAUGCUCAUGUUUGUGUCCCAGCCGAUCUGACCAGAGCUUCAUGAUUUCAUGAGUUGUAAUGAGGAGUGAUUUUUGACUUCAUGUGUCAGAUCGACUCACAGCCCUUAAUAGUGAUAAAUGAGCAGAACUUUAAAUGCCUUUUGUGACUCUUUUUCCUCCUCUUGCUUUUUGCAUCACUUCACGUUUUGUUGUAAAUGAUGCACAGGAGUGUGAUUAUUGCCCACCUGUUCAUGUAGCUGAUUAGACCUUUUUUUGCUUGUAGCAUUUGCACUUUAUUCUUUAAAUGUUGUCUGUAGCUCCAAAGUGUCCCACAGGAAGUCAACAAUUAAAAAACACAGUCCGAAAAUAAUUGUUCUUUGCGGCUACAAAAAAAGUGACUUACCUGAUUGGCAUCGCUAAAACAAAAUAUACAGCAAGCAAUUUGAACUCAACUGAAAUUGUGCAAAUUGUAUAUGAUAUUAUUAGUAUAUUGUAUUAAUCUAAUCCCAUACCAGUCGUAAGUGUCAAUUUUUCGAACUUGAGAUUUAUACAUCAUCUGAAAGCUGAAUAAAUAAGCUUUCCAUUGAUGUAUGGUUUAUUAGGAUCGGACGAUAUUUGCCCGAGAUGCAACUAUUUGAAAAUCUG
Molecule: messenger RNA, 2276 nt
Organism: Cyprinus carpio (common carp)
Lineage: Eukaryota; Metazoa; Chordata; Actinopteri; Cypriniformes; Cyprinidae
Product: spindlin-W-like
Exons: 5
Coding region: 141-848 (235 amino acids)
Biological process (GO): gamete generation
Source: RefSeq, a predicted model, not a curated record